UUAUUUGAUUCUAGGCACAGACAGGGUGGAGCGGAUGACCAAAACUUACAAUGAUAUCGACAUGGUUACACAUCUCCUGGCAGAGAGAGAUCGUGAUCUGGAACUCGCUGCUCGAAUUGGACAGGCUCUCUUAAAGCGAAACCAUGUCUUAUCAGAGCAGAAUGAAGCCCUGGAGGAGCAGCUGGGACAAGCCUUUGAUCAAGUUAAUCAGCUACAGCAUGAGCUCUCCAAGAAAGAUGAGUUACUUCGAAUUGUCUCCAUUGCUUCUGAAGAAAGUGAAACUGAUUCCAGCUGUUCUACACCUCUUCGGUUCAAUGAGUCCUUUAGCUUAUCUCAAGGUUUACUGCAAUUGGACAUGCUGCAAGAAAAGCUUAAGGAACUGGAAGAAGAGAAUAUGGCUCUUCGAUCAAAGGCUUGUCACAUAAAGACAGAAACUAUUACCUAUGAAGAGAAGGAACAGCAGCUUGUCAAUGACUGUGUUAAAGAACUUCGUGAAACAAAUGCUCAGAUGUCCAGAAUGACUGAAGAAUUGUCAGGGAAGAGUGAUGAACUGAUUCGAUACCAGGAAGAGAUCUCCUCUCUCUUGUCUCAGAUUGUAGAUCUUCAGCAUAAACUUAAAGAACAUGUGAUUGAGAAAGAAGAACUAAGACUUCACCUACAAGCUUCCAAAGAUGCCCAACGACAACUAACAAUGGAGCUACAUGAGUUACAAGACAGGAAUAUGGAGUGCCUGGGAAUGUUACACGAAUCCCAAGAAGAAAUAAAAGAACUUCGUAGUAGAUCUGGCCCUGCUGCUCAUCUCUACUUAUCCCAGUCAUAUGGCGCUUUUACUGGAGAAUCCUUGGCAGCUGAGAUUGAGGGGACCAUGCGUAAAAAGUUGAGUUUGGAUGAGGAAUCUUCUCUUUUUAAACAAAAAGCCCAACAGAAACGGGUAUUUGAUACUGUCAAAGUUGCCAAUGACACGCGGGGCCGCUGUAUCUCAUUCCCAGCUCUGCUGCCCAUCCCAGGCUCCAACCGUUCAAGUGUCAUCAUGACCGCAAAACCCUUUGAAUCUGGUCUACAGCAAACAGAGAACGAAACACUCCUGAAUCAGGGAAGCAACUCAGAGGAGGUUCCAGGGAACUCCCAGAAGAUGGAUCACCCAGGACUCUCUGGAGAGAGUGAUUUGGCCACAGCACUGCAUCGCCUUAGGCUGCGCCGACAGAACUAUUUAAGUGAGAAGCAAUUCUUUGCUGAAGAGUGGGAGCGGAAGAUCCAGGUUCUGGCUGACCAGAAGGAAGGGGCUAGUAGCUGCCUUACCCCCACAGAGAGCCUUGCCUCUCUCUGUACCAACCAGUCAGAGAUCACAGACUUCAGCAGCGCCAGUUGCCUUCGAGGUUUCAUGCCAGAAAAAUUACAAAUUGUCAAGCCACUUGAAGGAUCACAAACUCUGCAUCACUGGCAGCAGCUUGCUCAACCAAACUUGGGGACAAUUUUUGAUCCACGACCAGGUGUUAUUACUAAAGGAUUUACCCAGUUGCCCAGUGAUGCCAUCUAUCACCUCUCAGAUUUAGAAGAAGAUGAAGAGGAGGGUAUCACUUUUCAGGUUCAGCAGCCUCUUCAAGUAGAACAGAAACCUUCAGUAUCCAACCCAGUAACGGGGAUCUUCCUACCGUCCAUUACUUCAACAGGAGGACCAGUUACAGUUGCAACCUCAAACCCAGGAAAGUGUCUGUCAUGCACAAACUCGACAUUCACCUUCACAACUUGUAGGAUAUUACAUCCCUCUGACAUCACUCAGGUUACCCCCAGCUCUGGGUUCCCUUCAUUAUCCUGUGGAAGUAGUGGUAGCAGUUCAUCAAACACGGCUGUGAAUUCUCCUGCCAUGUCCUAUAGACUCAGCAUUGGUGAAUCUAUCACCAACCGAAGAGAUUCUACUAUAACCUUCAGUAGCACCAUGAGCUUGGCCAAACUUCUACAAGAGCGAGGCAUCUCUGCCAAAGUGUACCACAGUCCAGUUUCAGAGAACCCCCUCCUCCAGCCAUUCCCUAAAGUCCUAGCCACCCCUUCCACACCACCAAAUUCACCAUCUCACUCACCUUCCCCUCCUCCUUUGCCCUUUGAGCCUCGAGUACAUCUCUCUGAAAAUUUUUUGGCCUCCCGACCAGCUGAAACAUUCCUCCAGGAGGUAUAUGGCUUGAGACCCUCCCGGAACCCUCUUGACAUUGGCCAGUUGAAGAUGAAUUUAGUGGACAGGCUGAAGAGACUGGGGAUAGCCAGAGUGGUCAAGACCCCUGACAUCAAGGAGAAUGGAAGAAGCCAAGAGGCAGAAGUUGGUCUUCAAAAGCCAGAUUCUGCUAUUUAUUUGAGUGCAAGUAGCAACUUUUUGGGUGGACUGAGGAGGAAUCAGAGUCUUCCGGUCAUGAUGGGUAGCUUUGGUACCCCAGCUUGCACAUCCUCACCCAAAAUGGGUAUCCUGAAGGAGGACUGAGGCCCAGCAGUUAGCUGACCUCCUAUACAGAUGAGCACAUGAAAGGGAGUAAGCACCACUAGUACAUGUGGUCUGAUCUGACUUGUGAACAAAGGAAUGUUGCAGAAGGGUUGUGAAUGUGGAAGAGGGAAGUGGAGGAAUGGAAACAAAUUUGGGAUAAGGCCCUAGUGGAUAAAGUGUGAUAAAUUGAAAGUAUAAAUGAAUAGGCCAUGAGUGUUUGGAGGCAGAAAAGGAAGUAAGAUUUAAUACACUCCUUCAAUUGAGUUUUUUAACCUUGAACAUAAAAAUCAAAUAGAAAAUAAAUUCAGUAAUAUUGAAACAUACCAGAGA
Otolemur garnettii (small-eared galago) is the source of this 2800-nucleotide messenger RNA. It is a transcript of the gene TRAK2, whose product is annotated as trafficking kinesin protein 2. NCBI's taxonomy places the organism in Eukaryota, Metazoa, Chordata, Mammalia, Primates, Galagidae. Gene Ontology annotation, molecular function: GABA receptor binding. The coding region runs from base 35 to 2470 and encodes 811 amino acids. Gene Ontology annotation, cellular component: dendrite. Gene Ontology annotation, biological process: anterograde axonal transport of mitochondrion; neurogenesis. The transcript has 15 exons. The record is from RefSeq and is a predicted model, not a curated record.